CUCAGUCUAGACUCGUCUACGCUCUGCAGGCUCACUUCGUCUCCCCUCGCUCUGCGCCGAGCGGUGACCGUCGAUCCAUCCCAGCCCAGCUCAGCUCAUCCUCGAUCGACGUACGCUGAUCUACAGCUGGAGGAAAACUGGAUUAACUAGCACGAGAAAGUGAAAUAUGUCUGCCCUGUUCAAUUUUCAUUCUUUUCUCACAGUAGUGCUCUUAGGAAUCUGUGCAUGCACAUAUCUGAAGAUGCAGUUUCCAGCAAUUCUUGAGCAGCGAACUGGGUUUCGUGGAUUCUUCUGGAAGGCAGCUAGGAUAGGUGAACGCUUGAGCCCUUGGGUUGCAGUGGGAUGCUUGACAAUGGGCGUUUCGAUCUUCUUCUGAGACACUGUUAUACUCUCUGGAACUUUUUGUUAUGAAAGUGUUUCCGUGUUGCCAAAAGUUUGAUACUGCGGAGUUCAGAUAAUCAACCAAUGUCCAAAGUCCAAUCUAUUCAGUUUUCUUACUGGAUUGGUUCUGAUUGCGUCCGAGGCUAACUUCUGGCCGGUAAAUCACUCCCAUAAAUCAGGAUUCUUUUUCAGCUAGACGUUGCUAAUUCAAAUCUUUAUUAUCAAGAAAGUUAUUGUUUGUUUUUCUUGAGUGUUAUUUGACUCGAUUGCAAUGUAGUAUUUGUUCAUAUUAUUCUCAAUCUAAUAACGUAGAAUAAGCCAAUGCAUCUGCCUCCGCUGAGACUCGAAUCUGAAAAGUCUUAUGUUAUUAUAAUAAAAAUAAGUACUCCCUCCGUCCCAGAGUAUUUGUCCACUUUCAUUUUUACACACCAUCCAAUGCACUUCUUUAAUCCAUUUUAUCUUGUAAUUUGUAUAUUAAAAAAUUAUAGAAAUUAUAUAUUAAUAAUCUAUAUGUUAAGACAAAUCAAACAAGAUCACACAUGACUAUAUUUAGGCUUACACAUUGAGAGAAUUUGAUGAGUCAAAGUGCUUAGAUGAACAGUUCCAAAAGUCAAAAGUGGACAAAAAUUGGGGGACGGACGGAGUAAUAAGGUGAGAAAAUGAAU
Cuscuta campestris is the source of this 1046-nucleotide messenger RNA. The record is from the annotation of a GenBank genome assembly. NCBI's taxonomy places the organism in Eukaryota, Viridiplantae, Streptophyta, Magnoliopsida, Solanales, Convolvulaceae.